AUGGAGUCACUCCCUGGCACAGUCUGGCACCUUGACCCAGGAGGACCACCGCGGCUAUCCGAGUCGCUUCCGGCUGCUCCCAAAGGAGGCUACAAGGGCUACCGGGCCGACCGUGCAGUUGCCUGCUUGGCAGUGGCGACAGCUGCUGUCUUAAGGCUACGAGGACGCCGCAUCUCUCGACGGGGCACCCAUCGAUCAACCGACGUCGCGGUUGCCCAGCUGGAUGCUGCGACGCUGCGACAACUCGGACGUCCUCCUGCGUGGCUGGAGGAGGCAGAGGAGGCCAACUUGCAGCUGGCGAAUGGCUGGGAGCCGGUGUCCUCAGAGGUGACUUUGAGGAAUCUCCGGAUCCGUGGGCGCCUCCCGAAGCACGUUCAGGGCGGAAUUUUCCUCCGGAAUGGGCCCAAUCAGGCGAUGUCCCCAGUGUCGAUGCAGGACUAUCACAUCUUCGAUGGUCACGGCAUGAUCCAUGCGGUGCACUUCCUGGGAGAUGAGGAGGGCGCAACCUACGCCCGACGCUACGUCCGGACACAAGCUCUUCAGUUUGAAGAGUCCGAAGGCCAGUGCCUUUAUACUGGCAUGAAGAAGAUGCUCCCUCAGUUCCCGACCUUUUUCCGGCUUCUGUUUGAGAAGUACUUCGGGUCCUCCGGGAGCACGGACUCGCCUUACUGGGUCAUCCAGAACCGAAAUCCUGCCAACAACGGCUGCACCGUGCAUGCGGGCCGCGUUUUGGCCACCUGGGAGGCCGGCUGGGCCUACGAAAUGCGGUUGCCGACCUUGGAAACGCUGGGCCUUUUCGACUACGAGGGAACCUGGGCAGACGGGGCCGUCACGGACAACUGCAGCGCGCAUGGAAAGCAGGACCCCGAGACCGGGCAACUCAUCACGAUCUCCUACAACAUGAUCGAGCUGCCCCCGUGGCUGCGUGUGAUCACAGCCAGCGCGGAUGGUGCCUUAGAGAAAUCGGUCAAAGUGCCGCUGCCGUCUGGGGCAGCCUUACUGCACGACUUUGGGAUCACCAAGCGACGGGUCAUCCUCAACGUCGGACCACUAAACCUGGUGCCGCUGAAGAUGGUCAGCGGUGCUCCCCCUUUCGACUUCGACUUCUCGGCGAAGUGUUACUUCGGCAUUCUCAGCCGGUCAUCCGACUCCGCAGAUGACGUGAUCUGGGUGGAAGCCGAAAACUGCUUCAAUUUUCACGUUCUUAAUGCUUACGAUGAUCCCACAGACCCUUGCCGCGUCAUCGUGCACACCUUCCGUCAGGACUACACCCUGGGGCUGGGAAUGGGAUCGAAGCUGAACGAGGAAGCGCGAACGUCCCCACACGGGCAUCCCCUGCAAGGUGACACCGCUGUGCUUCAUCGGUGGGUGAUCGAUGUGAAUGCGGCCAAAGUUGUCGAAAGCACACGCUUACACCAGCCGCCAGCCGAUCCCAGGAGGAGCUGGUUGUCGGAUUUCGGAGCUAUCAAUCCACGCUACGUUGGCAGACCCCAUCGCUACGGCUGGUCUUUGGGUUUCGCUUCCGAGAUCCAGGCCGGGUCGCCAGUGCCCGAAGGCUCCGUGGCACGCUUCACGAGGGUACUGAAACAUGACCUCAAGACGGGGGAGCUGCUCGAGCGCGAUUUCCUCCACAGCGCAGGUGCUUCCGCUGUAGGGGCCGAUGAAAGCCGCUUCGCCUGCAACGACCUGGUGGUCGUCCCUGGAGGAGGCGAUGAAGAUGACGCCUCGCUGCUGCUAUUGGUCCACGACCUUGUUGAGGAGACAGCCGAACUGAGGGUAUUGGAUGCCGCCACACUGAAUCUGCAGUGCGCCGUUGAGAUCCCUACACGGGUGCCUCUUGGCUUCCACUGCAGCUUUGCGGCCGCGGGCUCCUUCGACCCCGGGGAAGUCUGA
Molecule: messenger RNA, 1893 nt
Organism: Symbiodinium sp. CCMP2592
Lineage: Eukaryota; Dinophyceae; Suessiales; Symbiodiniaceae
Source: the annotation of a GenBank genome assembly